AUGAUAAAAUCCCCAUUGGCGAUUGUGCUAACACUACUUUUAGCAGUGGUAGCACUACUACCGAAGGGUGGUUACAGCGAUCUUACAACUGGUAGCAGCACAUACACAUAUAAAGAAUCUGAUGUUGAAGAAAUUAAAAAGAUGCUGGAAGAGAAUGAAAAAACCUUUAACAGACUUAGUUAUUACAAACAUGAUAUCGAACAAAAACUCGAUUUGACAAAAAUGUUGUUUGAUCGAAUUCGUGAUACACUUGAGUUGUUGUCUAUAGAUGAUUCUGAAAUUAAAAAGUUUAUUGCUGUUAUUAAUAACCACAUAAUGGAGUACAAUGGAGUUAAGGAGAGUCUAGAAAAAAAAAUCAAAUUGUCACAUAGUAAUAUUAAAUUACUUAAAAGUAAGAUAGCAAUAUUACAGGGGUGUAAAUUAAAUCAUGACAAAUUUGACUACAUUCAUGGUGAUUGUAAAUGUGAAGAAGGGUCAUCUUCAUUAAAGUGCAAAAUUGUUAUUAGGAAACUUAUAAGUAUGGAUAUUAAGUACCAAAUGGAUCAGGCCAAUUUAAAUUAUGAUAUGCGUAAAUUAGAUAUCAUCUGCUCCGGUUUGAUAAAAAAUAUCAAAGGAUAUAUGAUGAUACCAUACAAUUAUUAUAAGGAACAUGAAAAGAAGUUAAGCACACGUGAUUUGACUGCUCUAUAUAAGAAAUAUGGAAUGUUGAUACAUCCUGGUAGUUUGACUGCAAUCUACGAUCCCAGCAAGAAAUAUGUUAUUACUGCUCAUAAGGAAACAAAAAAACCAACUACAGUUGAGACUUCUGCUAGUGAUGAGGCAAAAAAAGGCAGUGAAACUACAGUAAAGGGAAGCUCAAGCACUGGUGAAACAAGUAUUUCUGGAAAUUUUGGUUCUAAGACAAUGUCGGUUGAUUUGUCUUCAAUACCACCACCACCCCCACUACCACAGUUUGGAAAAUCGCAUCAGGACCUGCUUCACAAGAAAUUCGAUUCAUUGGCUUCUGAACUAAGUGCCCGUUUUAAAAAACAAACACCGGGCACAGGUUCAGUCGGGGCCUCAGUCACUACCUUAACACAUCAUGGAAAAUUAACCCCAGAAAAGCACGCCAUUGAGCCAUCGACAUCGGGCGGUGAGCAUAAGACUGUUGUUAGGCACAAAGAAGAAGCGAGUUCGAGUGAAGAAAAGGAAAAUGCACCAGUAACGAUACGGACGGAGGUACCAACUCAUUCAGCUGCUUUACCAACUGAAGUUUUAAUCUCUGGCAAAGAGAGCGAGGGCGCAGGAGCUAAGCAUGCUGAGGCUGCAGAGUUAACGGCAGAAAAGAAAAGAGUUGUUGCGGUUGUCCAACCAGAUCAGUUUGUUCUUGUCGGUCCCACUGAAGGAGAGGAGGAAGAAGAUUUAUAUGAAGAUGCUAUGAGUGAGUCGUCUGAGUAUUUCAAAGAAUUACACUUUGAUGAAGAUGAAGAUGAAGAUGAAGUUGAAGAGAAACGAGAAAGCGACCUUUGGACUGAAAAAUCCUUUUAUGAUUCAUAUUCAUCAUUGUCGGAUUCUUCAAAGUUGAGUGAAGCUGAUAGCACAGUAUAUGUUACAGUUGACGACUCUAAAAAACUGUCAUCAUUUGUCAUGGGAGCUGCGGCUAGUUUAGCACGUAAAAUGGUAUUGCCUAUCAUUUCAGGCAUAAAAAAUAGGUUGACUAGAUCGUUUAGAGGCGAAAAGGACGCCGUACCAGUUAUUGAAACCGCUGGGAAAGAAGUAAGUCUUAUUAGUCCAGCCGACACUAUCCACAAAGAAAAACCAAAUGAGGAAAAGCCAGAAAAAACUGUGGAGGAAUUAGACUCCUGGGAACUUGUCGAGGCUCCUACAGAAAAUGAAAUUCAUUCAGUAGGAGAAGGUGGCGCUAGUUCAGAUAGUAGUCCAGCUACACCUGCUACUUCAGUGGAAGAUACCAAAAAGGGUAAGCCAUUGGAGACUGUCGACCUAGAUAAAAAAAAGAGUGUUCCUAUAAAUGCUCAAAUAAGAAAGACACAUGCCAAUACACUUGUAAAUAAAUUAAUACAUUUGAGAACAUCAGACUCAAAGGAUGCUGAGAAGGCUAGCGAACCAAAGGGGCAUGAGCCAUCUACUGGAGACAAAAAGAAGGAAAAAACGGACUUGGCAGGCAAUACUAAAACAACAAUGAAAAUGACCCUUGUAAAAUCUGAACUUAAAGAGGGUGGAUUUGCAACAAGUUCCUUAGUGGUGUUGGCGCUUGUAUCAAUCUACAACGUUAUAAAUUAA
This is a messenger RNA of Theileria orientalis strain Shintoku, 2280 nucleotides long. RefSeq lists its product as hypothetical. The coding region runs from base 1 to 2280 and encodes 759 amino acids. Lineage: Eukaryota; Apicomplexa; Aconoidasida; Piroplasmida; Theileriidae. The transcript has a single exon. The record is from RefSeq and is a predicted model, not a curated record.